UUAUCAAGAAAGAUGAUAAUUAACGCGAGAGUAUUUGUGUUGAUCGCACUGGUAACCUACGGUGUAUGCGCUCAUACAGUCGACAUUCGAGAGCCUUACAAAAGAACUAAUGAUAAAAAAUAUACUGGGUCUAUGCUGGCUGAGAUCGCAAAGGAAUUAGUGCAAAGAUCAACGACCAGCAGUCAGGUGCUGACUUUAAAUCUCUCGAAUUUGCUAUUACUUUUGGUGCUUAAAGCAGUUGUGUUCGGCGCUGGCUACAUAGGACAUGGUUACAAAGGACGCGAAUUAGAAGAUGAAAAUAUUGUAUCGGAGGGUGAGCUUGCAUUAGCGCUUGGAUAUCUGAUCGGUGAUACCUGUUUGUACAGAGCAGCUUGCGAGGAGCCACAUAUUGCGAGAGAAUAUCUCGGCGCAGCAGAAAUGCUCUUACAAACAAUGAAGUUAAUGCCGCAAAGCUUACCUGCAGAAUCCAAUUAUAAGAAGACGAUCGCAGAAUUCCGGAAGGCGAUUGAGUAUGGCAAUAUCGAGGAAUGUCCACCAGAAUACAGCUGCAAAAAAGAGAACUUAAAUAAUUUCUUACAAAGUGAAAAACGAUAA
Molecule: messenger RNA, 594 nt
Organism: Trachymyrmex septentrionalis
Lineage: Eukaryota; Metazoa; Arthropoda; Insecta; Hymenoptera; Formicidae
Exons: 4
Coding region: 13-594 (193 amino acids)
Source: RefSeq, a predicted model, not a curated record